UCUUCCUUACAUGUAAGAAUCACCUUUUUUUCUAAAAGAGAAGAAAUGCUAAAGAAUCUUUUGUACGUACGCAAACAAAGAAUUGUUUAUUAACUCAUCCUUCUGUAUUCGAAUCCGUCAGAUGUCCUUCGAGUAUCACGUCAUUAACCUGGGUGGUGGACCGUGAACGAUGACACAUGACAGAAGAACGGAGAGUUGAGAGCGCACGGCGGCAAGGUAGUCAUAAAAAAAAAUUAACAUUUUGAAGUUACCUCUCGAAGCUGAGCUUACGGAUGUGCGCUGGAGAUAUACAUAUUAAGUUUUCUCUUGUAUAACGAAUUGCACACAUUGACCGACACAGUCAUCUUUCAGAUUAUGAAUUUUUAAGGUUGUGUGCGAAACUUUGAUAUGAUAUUUGAUAAAGCGAAAUUUCCGAUUGGUCCGUUCUACCAUAUUGAUGAAUCAUGGCACAGACGCCUCAAUAACUGUGGAAAUUACAAAUGAAUCAUUCACAGAGAAAAAGAAAACUAGAAUCUAUAAGCGAAGUCGACUUUCAUCAGAGUAAACUGGAAAUUUUAAUGUGAAUAUCUGAAAUUAUUAAAUUUUUGUGUGUUUGGCCACACAAGUCGACUCCCACGUGAUUUUUCUGCAACAUAAAUCUGCAAAAAUCUUUGCAGUAACUUUGCAGAUUCUGCAAAGGGUCUCUGCAGAUUUGAAGCAGAUGUGCCAAGAUUUGACCAAAGAUCUGAUGCAGAUCCGCAAAAAUAUCUUUACAGUUUCUUUGCAGGUUUUCUGCAGAGAAACUGCAGAUUUUUACACGUUUUUUUUUGUUUGUAUAUUUGUGUCAAAACAUUUGAAAUAUACGAAAUAAAUGUAUAUCCCACAGUCCCAACGCACACUGAAAAAUCUGCAAAGAAUCUGCAGAGAAAUUGCAAAGAAACUCUAAAGAUUUUUUUGCAGAUCUGCAUCAGAUCUUUGCCCAAAUCUUGGCACAUCUGCAUUGUGGAAAAUUAUCUCAAACUGCCGGUAUAGCCGGUAGUUGAGCGUGAAGUUCGGAAGAUUCUUAUCUCCGUUCUCAAAAUACCAGUUUGCCCGACUGUGUGGUUUUUUAGUUCAGUCGCAGACUGUGUUGCCUCACACCUAAACUCUUCUUUCUCUAUCGGAUAUAAAACUGCCAUUACUAGAGAAGUUCCACUGAAACCUCACUUGCACUACACUAUUUCUGUUUUUCUUGUACUAUUAUUUAGAUGAUAUAGUGAAUCAUAUACUUGAAGAACAACUGAAAACACUUGAAGCUGAAGAAGAAAAACGUUUAGCAGAAUAUAAGCAAUCACAUAAAAAUGAUCCGGAAUGUAAAUACUUUGUUCAUCAUCCUCCACCAUCACCAGAUGAAUAUCCGACGGUAGAUCGUUCUAUUCGAUCACAGAUUUCAACAUUUUACCAAACAGGAUUAACAGGCACAGAAACUGAAAAAGAAUUUGAAAAAUCGAAGAAAAAAAAUGAAAGAAAGUAUUUUGUAACGAAAGACGAAGAUGACGUUCUAAAACUGAAAAUGAUGGAAAAGGACAGUGAGGAUGAUAGUGAACGAAAUAUGAGCAGAUUUCUUACGUGCAAGGAGGCGUUGAAUGUUGUCAACUCAUAUGAUCGUUUAAGUAGUUUACCAGAAAAAAUUGUCGGAAAUAAAAAAAAUGAGCCUAUUGACAGAAAGUUUCGAAAAAAAGUUUAUGUGUUAGAAACGGAUCCGACACUCGUGGUAGUACAGUAUUUGGGUGAAGAAACAUGGGGCAUUCGGAAUACUAAAUUACGAAUUCCUGCUCAUCUGCAACGUCAUAUUGAACAAAGAGUAGCACAUGAAAAGCUUGCAGAGAUUUAUCGUGAUCUCAUUAAUACGGAAGAAGGAGCCUGUACAAUUCGAAGCAGCCAACAAAUUAAGUAUCUCCGACGAAAAUCUCUGAUGAAAUACAAAUUAUCUCAUGAUGAUAUUAGGGACUGUCGCCUAGGAAAUAAACUUUAUUUGGGUUUUGGUUUUCAUUCACUUUUAGGACACUGGGUUAUCGACACCUUGAAGAUUCAUGAUGCGUUUCCAAAGGAGGUGACGAGUAACGCCAUCGAAGGGAUGAACAAUUUGUUUAAACAAGUUACAGAUUGGAAAUCGCUGUCGCUCGAUCGUUUGAUAUUGAAAAUUAACGAUGUACAGCGUUCUCAUAUUCAUGAAACAAUUCGUGGCUGCUGUGGAUUAGGAGAUUACAAGUUAAAAAUUGAAUACAGUGCACUAAUAAUGGAUCGUAGUGCUGUCUCUGAUUUAGAAUUUUUUCCGUCGCAAGAUAUCGUUGAUUGUAUAAUAAGUAAUCAUGAUGUACAGGAGUUAAAUGGUGAAGACUCCGAAAACUGUCGUCCAGCUGUCAUUUCCAAACCUCGUCAGAAACCGAUGAAUGCUUCUGAAUUAAGUGAAAUUCUUAUUCCUAAUAAAAGUGUACGAUAUGAUGAUAGUACAGGAACUUUUCUUGUUGAAAUAAAAUCGAAAAAUGAUUUCAAUAUCCUUUCUACAAAAAUGAGUGACAAUCAACUAUUUUUUUAUCAUUCUGUUAAAAGAAAACAACGAUUACCAUUGAUUGUGAAUAGGCCGAAUUUGUCGAAGGUUCAAAAAGCGACGGAAAAAGAAUCGGGUAUACAGAAGACCGACACAAAAGCCCCUACAUCAUGGGAUAAAGAAAAGGCAACAAUCAGCGGUCUAUGCGAACAGUUCUUGCCAAUCGAUCUGAUAUUAUCAACAACAAUAAUGCAAUGGAACAGUGAAUUACGAAAAUAUUUAUUAUUAUUAUUAUUUCUAUUGAAACGUAUUUAA
Didymodactylos carnosus is the source of this 2824-nucleotide messenger RNA. Lineage: Eukaryota; Metazoa; Rotifera; Eurotatoria; Philodinida; Philodinidae. The record is from the annotation of a GenBank genome assembly.